AUGAGAUUAAAUCAUUUGUAUUACAUAUUUUUUAUAUUAAAAACAACAUGUUUAUGUGUUAAUUUGGGACCAAGCAAAAACAAUGAUGCUCUAUUUUUAAGCCCCAUCCAUAAUGCUAUAGUAAAUAUAAAUACUUUAGAAAAUUUGAAGACAAAAAGAAAAAAAAUAGUCACCCUAUUUAACAACACAAAAAGGGUAAAUACAAAAGGGAAGCAAUAUAAUUACAGAACAUAUGCAAAUGAUGAAAAAGAGGGUAAUAACCAAAAUGAUGACAGUAUUUUAAAAAAAAAACAUUCGGAAAAAGAAAUUGAACAAAGUCUAAUUCCUUUAAACAUGGAUUGGGUAAAAGUUAUGAGUCUUAUAUCAUCAAGCAGUGAUGUAAACACAACUACCCUCGCUUUUAAUGCAGCAUUAUCAGCAGUAGAAAAAAAAGGAUGUUUGACUUCAAUUAUCGAAUUAUUUGAAAUAAUGAAAAAGAAAAAUAUAAAACCAGAUCUAAUAUCCUAUAAACUUAUUUUAACAUUAUGUGAUAAAUAUCAUUUAGCAGAAUAUGCAGAAAUAUUAUUUGAUGAAAUGACUGAAUCAGAUAAUAUUAGACCAAAUUAUGAAAUUUAUUCAAUUAUGAUAAGUUGUUUUUCAAAGGUUGGCGAUGGACAUAAAGCAAUUGAAUUUUUAGAAAAAUUAAGAAAUGAUCCAUUUGUUGAAAAUUUAAAAGAAUUAAAUUCCCGGCACGAUAAAGAAAAAUCAAAUAGAUGGGAAGACACAUUUGCACAAGUUAAUCCAAAAAAUGGAGAAGAUACCCCUAAUUAUUAUAAUGCUCAAUUUAAAGAAUUAACUGAAAAAAUUAAAAAUGUUGAAAAUAAUAAUAAUAAAAUACAAUAUAGUGAAUAUGCUAAUGUUAUUUUUGCCUGUAAUAUAUCAAAUUUACAUGAACAGGGAAUAAAAUAUUUUGAAGAAUUAUUAAAUAGUACAAAAUAUAUACCUUCUACUUUUAUUUUUGAAAACAUAUUUGAUCUAUUAGGAAAAAAUGGAAAUUAUGAAAAAGCAUUAGAUUAUUAUAAUAAAAUAAAAGAUGAUCCAAAUUUUAAAAAAUAUUUAAAUGUAAAUAUUUUAAAUAAUAUUUUAAAAUCAUUAAGCUUAAGUAAUAAAAUUAAUAUUAUUGAAAAUAUAUGGAAUAAUGAAUAUGAUGAAUUAUUAUUAACACAUAAUUCAGUUUCUUAUCAAAUUAUGCUAAAUGUCUAUAAUAAUAUUGAUGAUUAUGAAAAAGCCUUUAAAUUAUUUAAAGAAAUGCAAAUGAAAAAAAUGUUAAAUAAAAAAAAUAUAUUACCAUUUGUAUAUACACUUAAUUCUUUUAAAAAUUGUGGUAUUUAUAGUUAUUCUAUAUAUGUAUUAAGAAUAGCCAAACUAAUAGGAGUUGUUGGAAAAGAUCUAUUAUUCUUAUAUAACAAUGCUAUGGUUGCUUGUGUAAAUGCAAAAAAAUAUGACGUUAUUAUUUCACUCUAUACUGAAUUAAUUGCUUUACAAGAAAAAGAUCCAUCACUUACCAUAAAUAUCAAUACCCUUAGUUUUGUUCUUUUAGCUUUUAAAGAAUUAAAAAUGAAGGAAGACUUUUCAAAUUUAAAAAAUUUAAUUUUACAAAAAAAUUAUAAAUUAACCCCACUUUGUUCAAAGGUUAUUAAUGAGGCAGAAGACCAGUAA
Messenger RNA from Plasmodium vinckei vinckei, 1698 nucleotides. RefSeq names its product pentatricopeptide repeat domain-containing protein, putative. The transcript has a single exon. The coding region runs from base 1 to 1698 and encodes 565 amino acids. NCBI's taxonomy places the organism in Eukaryota, Apicomplexa, Aconoidasida, Haemosporida, Plasmodiidae. The record is from RefSeq and is a predicted model, not a curated record. Gene Ontology annotation, molecular function: protein binding.